AAAUUCUUCUAUUUUAGCUCUAGCUCGCUCGCCAUCCCCUGCCCGGCUGCUGCCCCCAACGGAACGACGGCCAGAGGAAGCUAGCAGAGUCGAGAGAGAGAGAGAGAGAGAGAGAGAGAGAGAGAGAGAGAGAGCAUGGCUGGCAGGAGUUUCCUGAUUCGGUCCCCCAAGGAGGAGGAGUCCGACGCCGCCGUCAGAGAAGCUGUACUGCUGGGAGCAAAGAACGCCGCAAUAGCUGGUACUGUGGUUGCAGUUCCCACGUUGGUUGGCUGCCGUGUCCUUCCUUGGGCUAAGGCGAAUCUCAACUACACUGCACAAGCACUCAUUAUAUCUGCAGCCUGUAUUGCUGGCUUCUUCAUCACUGCUGACAAAACCAUUCUACGGAACGCACGACAAAACACCAUCGGGAAGCUUGACAAGUCAACCUGAUGCAGAGAUGUAGCUGAAGCUGAAAAGGUUCUCUGGUUGCCGCGGCGGUUGAUAGGGUGUCUUUUGCCCCAUAUGCAGUGGCACCAUUUCUCUUCGUGGACAAGUAAUUUUUGGGUGUUUGGCUAUUCAAACCAGAGGUUGUUCUGUAAUGACUUGUCUAACUGAUGGACCCAACUAUUGUAUCCAGUUUACUCCGAAUUUGAAUCAGAAUAAAAGGUGGUUCUAUAUGUUCGUAGACAUGGCUUAGACCCUUGUUCUGAACAUUCACUUGA
Molecule: messenger RNA, 701 nt
Organism: Zea mays
Lineage: Eukaryota; Viridiplantae; Streptophyta; Magnoliopsida; Poales; Poaceae
Product: early nodulin 93
Exons: 4
Coding region: 136-429 (97 amino acids)
Source: RefSeq, marked validated